This is a messenger RNA of Melozone crissalis (California towhee), 1666 nucleotides long. Its product is annotated as uricase-like. Gene Ontology annotation, cellular component: peroxisome. Bases 552 to 1640 code for a protein of 362 amino acids. Gene Ontology annotation, biological process: urate catabolic process; purine nucleobase catabolic process. The transcript has 7 exons. NCBI's taxonomy places the organism in Eukaryota, Metazoa, Chordata, Aves, Passeriformes, Passerellidae. The record is from RefSeq and is a predicted model, not a curated record. Gene Ontology annotation, molecular function: urate oxidase activity.
CUGAAGGGAGCGAUUUCACAGCUGAUAAUCUUUUAGCAACUCACACAUAAAAAGCUUCAAUUUAUAUUUUGGUGUGGAAAGUGCUCUUUCUCCAUUCUCAUUAUGCCUACAUGAAAAGGGGCUGAUUUACAUCAAAAGUUGUUGAUAUGGAGUAUGGGAUAUUUCAGCCUCAUGGAAAGUCUAGUGCAAUGAGCUCUGGGUAUUUUAGCACAACAGAAAUCCUCACGACCUUUGCAGAAUUUUGUCACCUUGCUAGUACAGCCUGUCCAACACUGUAAGAUAUGUGUAAAUGGGGUGUGUUUGACAGAAGCAGGGCAAAACUUAAUAACAGGGCUUAAUGCAAACAAAGCCAAUGAUCCCAGAGAAGAGACUCAGUGAAGGUCUAUAUAGUCAGGACUAAAUCACAGAUGACAAAAGAGAGAUUAGUUCACUGUGACUCCUGUUCUAUAAUCUGUUCCUCAGAAAAUUUUAGAAUUUCACCACAGCUGCUACUAAUACAAUAAUAGUCUCCUAAAGCAUUUUUUCUUCCUGUCAGGACUCUGCAAUUUAUAAUGAAAAUAUUCUCAUUAUCAUGGGUAACUACAAAAAUAAAGGCCAUAAGCACUGUUUAUGUUUCACUGACAUUGUUUCAUGACAGCAUAACUCAGACUUCCACUGCAUUUCUUUACUACUGCCACAUGUUUUCUUUGCAGAUCAAGGACCUUGAAGUCCUCAACUGUGAAUAUGGCAAGAAUACAAUUAAGUUCCUUCGCCUUCAUAAAGAAGGAAAGAAGCAGUUUGUUAAAGAAGUGGAAGUGUGUGCGCAUCUCCGGCUGACUUCUCCUCAGGAGUACCUGGAAGGAAACAAUUCUCUUGUGAUACCUACAGACACCAUAAAGAAUAUUGUCCUUGUGCUGGCCAAAAAAAAUGGGAUCUCAAGUUUAGAACAAUUUGCUAUAGAUAUCUGCAAUCACUUCAUGACAACAUUUUGCCAAGUGGCGUACGUCAAAGCCUACGUUCAAGAAGUACCAUGGCAACGUCUGCAUGAGGAUGGCGUUCCCCACAUCCACUCAUUCAUUUGUGUUCCUGAUGGGAUCCGCUUUUGUGAAGCUGAGCAGUGCCGGAAUGGUCCUCUGAUUGUCUUUGCUGGAAUUAAGGACCUGAAACUUAUGAAGACAACACAGUCUGGAUUUAAAGGCUUCUAUAAGAAUGAACACACCACACUUCCUGAAAGACAUGACAGGAUUCUGUGUGGAGAGUUCUUCUGCAAAUGGUCAUACGGCGAAUGCAAGGAUUUUGACUUUAACUGCAUAUGGAAAAAAAUCCGUGAAUGUAUCCUUGAAGCCUUUGCUGGACCACCUGACUGUGGGGAAUAUUCACCCUCUUACCAGAAAACUGUCAACUGUAUCCAGAUGCUUGUCCUUUCCAGAGUGCCACAGGUACAGGUCAUAGAAGUCGUCUUGAACAACACCUUUUAUAAUGUUGUAGACAUGAAGAAUCUAGGCUUGACCAAUGACAAAGAAGUUUUGGUUCCAGUGGAAACUCCUUAUGGCUCCUGUACUUGCACACUUGGCCGGAAGACAUUUUUUGAAGCACAAAGCCAAAUGCUGAGAGAUGAGAGGAGAUGUCAGUUUGGACUGGCAGCUGGCCAGGGAAACUAAACCUCUUGGCUCUACUCAACCUUCCU